UUCUUCUGCAUAUAUUUAGCCGCUUACAUUUCUCCACCCUCUCUUGUCUUAAGAAUAACAGCCAUGGGAGAGGUAGACCCAGCGUUCGUCCAAGCCGCCGAGCACAGGCCGAAGCUCAAACCCGUCGAGGUGGCUGAUGAAAUCCCCGUCAUCGACCUCUCCGACUUCCUCAACCCCCAUCACAAAAACACCCAACAAGUUAUUUCCGAUGUCGGCAGCUCGUGCGAGAAAUGGGGAUUCUUCCAAGUGGUGAACCACGGGGUUCCGGCGGAGCUGCGUAGAAAAGUGGAGGCGGUGGCGAAGAAAUUCUUUGAUGGGCCGUUGGAGGAGAAGAGGAAGGUGAAGCGGGACGAGGUGAACGCGAUGGGAUACUACGAAAGCGAGCACACUAAAAACGUGAGGGACUGGAAGGAGGUUUUUGAUUAUUUGGUCCAAGAUCCGACACAGAUUCCGGCGUCGCAUGAACCUGAUGACAAGGAGUUGAGGAUUUUGACCAAUCAGUGGCCCCUGUUCCCGGCCGAUUUCAGGGAAGCAUGUGAGGAGUACGCACGAGAAGUGGAAAAACUGGCUUACAAGUUGCUGGAACUUAUUUCCCUGAGUUUAGGCUUACCAGCUAAUCGUUUGAAUGGCUACUUCAAAGACCAAACCAGCAUUCUCCGUCUCAACCACUAUCCACCGUGCCCUUUCCCCCACCUAGCUCUUGGUGUUGGCCACCACAAGGAUGCCGGUGCCUUAACCAUCCUUGCCCAGGAUGAUGUUGGAGGGUUAGAAGUUAGGCGGAAAUCAGACGGAGAGUGGAUUCCGGUGACACCUACCCCUGAUGCCUAUAUCAUUAAUGUUGGUGAUAUGUUUCAGGUUUGGAGCAAUGACAAGUAUGAGAGUGUGGAGCACAGGGUGGUGGUCAAUUCUACGAAGGAAAGGUUUUCAAUUCCAUUCUUCUUCUUCCCAUCCCACUAUACCAUUGUGAAGCCUCUGGAGGAGCUACUAAAUGAGCAGAGCCCUGCCAAGUACAGGGAAUACAACUGGGGAAAGUUUUUCGCCACUAGAAACCGCAGUGAUUUCAAGAAGCUCGAUGUGGAGAACAUCCAAAUUUCGCAUUUUAGAGUACUAUAAGAUUAAUUGUGGUAACAGUAACACUGUAUAGUAGAUUGUUAUAUGAUUAUAAUACAACUGAGAUGAUGUGGUAGUGAAAAUGAGCGUUUAGAUUAACAAGAGCUUGUAGAAAAGAAAAAUUAAAGGCUGAUUUUAUUGCUGCGUCAUCUUAAUUGUACGACAGUAGUAUAGCAGUUUACUAAAUAGCAUUUAUUAUUGUGGUAAUAAUGUGAUGUUUAUGUAUCUAGUAGCAAUAAUGGGCUCCUUUAGCCUCUUGAAAUUGCGACAUGCUAAUAAAAAGACGGGCUUCUGAAAUA
This is a messenger RNA of Corylus avellana, 1409 nucleotides long. Its product is annotated as protein DMR6-LIKE OXYGENASE 2. The record is from RefSeq and is a predicted model, not a curated record. Lineage: Eukaryota; Viridiplantae; Streptophyta; Magnoliopsida; Fagales; Betulaceae.